AUGGAAGAUGAAAUAGUUCAACAUAUGGCGCUAUUUGUCUCAUUAGACGGAUUUCAUGGCUCCGUGUUUGCUGGACAGACAUUUCUCCCACAACCAAGAAAUGAGCUACAUUCACUGGCUGACCGAGAAGUAACACAUGUAGAGUUGCACCCAUGGAUACUGGGUUUGGGAUUGAUUCUCGUUGUCACAUCUUUUUCACAUAGAUUCUACGCUCUAAGAAUGAUCAGCUGUAGUAAUCAGCCAGUUCAGUUUGUUUUCAUUGCAUUACAUCACGCAUUAGGCCAUUUGUUGUAUCCUUAA
Molecule: messenger RNA, 300 nt
Organism: Brugia pahangi
Lineage: Eukaryota; Metazoa; Nematoda; Chromadorea; Rhabditida; Onchocercidae
Source: the annotation of a GenBank genome assembly